AUGCUCAGUUUCGAAGCGUGUUUCCCUCCAAAAAGGGCACGCCAAGAAAAAGGCAUUCGUUCUCGAAUCAUUGGUGAAUUGGAAGGGAAAAAAUUGCUCUAUUCAGUUAACAGUUCAAAGCAAACAUCGAUCGAGCUUGUCAAACCCGACGGUGACUCGAUAACUGCCUUGUCAUUCAAUGAAUAUAUUGAUGUAGUUAAUGCUGAUUUAUCUCCUGAUAAUGAAAUGAUUCAUAUCACGCGUAGAGUUACAUCAAAUAAAGGCUUUGGCUUUAUUUCAAAGGUUUAUCAUAUUCACUCACAAGCCAAAUCACGAGAUUUUUAUAGUGAUAAACCAAUUUAUGCAUUUUUCCUUCCAGAUUCAAAAAAUACCAAUUAUUCGUUAAUUCACAUAGUUGGGAACAAAAUUUCACAUAUCAGAGCUAUAUUAACAAAAAAUUCAAUCGACAUAGAAGUAUAUAGAGGAGGUAUUAACAUACCAAAUGUUGUUUCAUGGACAUAUCAUCGAAGUAUUUCUUUACUUAUAGUUCUUCAUGAAAUCAAGCAGCAAUCUAUAGUUCUUUCAGAAUUUAACCUCCAUCAAGUACAAAACGGGUCAACUGUUCCCAUUCCAAUCCAAGUAAACCCAAAAUCUCAAUUACCUCAUGAAGUUUCUCUUAAUCCUCUCUCAGCAUUACAUAUUCCAUUCUUCAGAUGCAAAACCAAUCGAAUAUUUUCUACUCGUCAUUCCUCGAAAAUUUGCGUCAUUCAGCAAUUAUUUACAAGUGUUGACGAACCAUUGUCGUUUAGCGUUUGCAUGUAUCCACAUAACUUCAAUACCAUUAUUACCGUUCCAAAUACCCCGUCAGACCUUCCGAUUGUUUACAUGCAGUUUGGUUCUUUAAUUUUUUGUUUCGUGGUCAAUUGUUUUAUCUGUUUUAUCGACAUUUCUCAAAACCCUCCAUUCAUUUCUCUACAAAUGAACCCUUAUUCCGCUGGUCCUGUCAGUGAUUGUGCAUCUCAUCUUCCUCUCAGGCACCAUUUGGUAGAUAUAUCCACCGGAGAUGUUUUCCAGGUAAAACUUACGUUGGCCGGCUACUCAACUUUUGUUCGUUCAAUUGAUUCAUCAAAAAUUGAUUUAUUUGCCAUAAUUUGUGCAAAACUACAAGAUCCUGUAUCAAUGGCGCCAGUAUUUGCCUUACUAGAAUUAUGCGGAGACCCGUUUAUCGUUAUUCACUUCGCUCAAAAAUUAUUCAGAUAUUUGAGUUUCGAAAAUCGGUAUAGUAAAGUUGUUCCUCCAAAGAGACAGUCAUUGACACAUGGCCGUCGUCAACAGUUUCUCAUUCGGCAACAAUCAAUGCCAGAAGCACGCGAAGUCAAACUUCCAGAAUCAAUCACUCAUAAACUUGCAUCAAUGGAAGCGGAAUUCCCAGCUGCUUCAUUUGUUCCAAGGAAGCGAACAUUUUGGACACAUAUCAAAAAAGUUAUGACAGAAGACAGGUCACGUACACUUGAUGAUGCAUGUAAGAAGGCUAUUGUCAAGAUGGAAUCACAGAAUUCAGCAUCAUUGAUUAUCCGAAGUUCACUUGAUAAAUGGAUUUCAGAGUACAAACCAGACCCAUUCUGGCAGUUCCUUAUUUCGUUUGCAUUUGUUAAUGAAACAGUUAUGCAUGACUUCCCAACUAUUCCCGUUCUUCGCGAAGAAUCAGAGUCACUUUUAAACAACAUCGGGAGUGAAGAGAUGCGACGUACAUUCCGUGCACAUAAAGUUUUUCGUAUGGCCGUUGCUAGCCACGAAAGAUAUAAUGAACUUCGUUAUUGGAAGAACCGAGUUCCACGUGGUGACUCCGAAGGAACAGACACAAGUCUUUCUACUAUUGUUUUUGCAGCAAGACAUCAAUCAACAGACUUACUGUCUGCAGAAGUUAAUCCUGUCACGAUGUCUGGAGAAUUUUCUGAUCUCGUUCAAUAA
Messenger RNA from Trichomonas vaginalis G3, 1950 nucleotides. RefSeq lists its product as uncharacterized. The record is from RefSeq and is a predicted model, not a curated record. NCBI's taxonomy places the organism in Eukaryota, Parabasalia, Trichomonadida, Trichomonadidae. The transcript has a single exon. Bases 1 to 1950 code for a protein of 649 amino acids.